Molecule: messenger RNA, 759 nt
Organism: Pistacia vera
Lineage: Eukaryota; Viridiplantae; Streptophyta; Magnoliopsida; Sapindales; Anacardiaceae
Product: ankyrin repeat-containing protein NPR4-like
Exons: 2
Coding region: 26-742 (238 amino acids)
Source: RefSeq, a predicted model, not a curated record
UUUUGUAUGGGGUUUUGAAGUUGCCAUGACUAGUGUAAAAAGGGACAACAUUUUGCACAUAGCUGGAAGGCUGGGACCUUCAACUCAAGUAGCAGGUGCAGCAUUGCAGAUGCAAAGGGAGCUACAGUGGUACAAGGUUGUGGAAAGUUAUGUCCAUCCAUCCCUUCAAGAACAUCUAAAUUCUUCUGAUCAAACUCCUAGAGAAGUGUUUACUAAAGAGCACAAGGAUUUAUUGAAAGAAGGUGAAAAAUGGAUGAAGGAGACAGCUUCGUCAUGCGCACUUGUUGCUGCUCUCAUAAUCACAGUUGUCUUUGCAGCAGCGUUCACUGUACCGGGUGGUAACAACACAGUAGGGAUACCCCUGUUCUUGCAACAACCAUCUUUCUUAGUGUUUGCUGUAUCAGAUGCACUUGCACUCUUUUCUUCUACCGCUUCACUGCUCAUGUUUUUGGGCAUCCUCACUUCACGUUAUGCAGAAGAGGAUUUUCUAAACUCCUUGCCUAUGAAAUUGAUUAUUGGCCUCAUAACCUUGUUUUUAUCUAUUGCAAGCAUGAUGGUAGCAUUUGGCGCAACUAUUUACUUAUUUCUUUCUCAUCCAUGGAAAUGGGUCAUUAUUCCAAUUUCCCUACUUGGAUGUGUCCCUGUGACUUUGUUUGCAAUGUUGCAGUUUCCUCUCUUGGUUGACAUGUUCUUAUCCACUUACGGACCUAGUAUACUUAAACCAAGGAAAGUAAGGAUGUAAUAAUAUUUAUUGUUCAG